Molecule: messenger RNA, 570 nt
Organism: Cantharellus anzutake
Lineage: Eukaryota; Fungi; Basidiomycota; Agaricomycetes; Cantharellales; Hydnaceae
Exons: 2
Coding region: 1-570 (189 amino acids)
Source: RefSeq, a predicted model, not a curated record
AUGUAUAUAAACGAACCUGAAGUGGGAACCGAAGAAGUAGCCUUCUUCUCAACCUUCCACUUCAGUCUAAGUGGCCAGGGACCACUGUCCCGCAUCGGGCCUGUCAGUACGCAUGCCCAAUCCGCCCCCUGCCAGGCUCUCGGUCCCGGACGCUAUACCCGGACCCCCUCGACCCCGGACGAGUCCCUGACAGGAGCCUCUGAUAGAUGCAACACAGUGGCUGCUUUGCUUUCAGCAUUUGUGCAUGACUCACAAGAACAUGUGCACUCUGGGCAUCCAAUAAGGAGUGACCCCAAGGCCAAAGAAAUCUUUUCAGCAAUGUUCAUGGCUUUGAUGUACCACCCACAUCCUGAUGGAAAAGACACAACAGGUGUUACACAUUCCAUCAUCCUGCAUUAUGCAGAGACUCACUGCAAGGAGUUUGAAGACUUCUGGAAGGAUUUUAGCCAGGUGCAGGCUGCAAACUUGUCCAAUCCUGCAUCUCAUCCUGGAGAGGAGGCAGAGCUUUGUUGCCACAUGAAGUUGGCAGUCCAGAGCAUCAUCAGUAGUAGGGAGCCUGGCCAGCAUUGA